Messenger RNA from Capsella rubella, 550 nucleotides. RefSeq names its product thionin-like protein 2. NCBI's taxonomy places the organism in Eukaryota, Viridiplantae, Streptophyta, Magnoliopsida, Brassicales, Brassicaceae. The transcript has 2 exons. The record is from RefSeq and is a predicted model, not a curated record. The coding region runs from base 76 to 432 and encodes 118 amino acids.
UAAUCAGUUAACCUCUAUAGUAUUCUUCUCCUCCAAACGAAAAGCCUAAUAAAAAUCUUUAUAUCCUCAAAGAAAAUGGAGAGCAAGAUCAUACUUGUGGUGAUGAUAUUGUUUACGAUUGGAAACCUUAUGGUUAAAUCAGAGGGUUUAAGCAAAUAUGUUUCUCCAAAUUCUGCGUUAUGUUAUCCUGGGUGUCUUGAAGUUUGUAUCACUGGUCCUUACUCGCAAAACAAAUCUUCAUGUUCCACGAAAUGUGCUGAACAUUGUUGGAAACCAAAUCCUGAUAAUUAUUACUGCAAAGUCGAUUGUCUUACUCAUAGUUGUGUUUCAGUUAAAGAUCAUAAUGGUACAAUGAGAGAUGCGAAAAGGACUAUGAUCUGUGUGGAUUCAUGUUUGGAUAUGUGCGAUAAAAAGAAGUAUAGGAGAUAUUAAUCAGUUUUAUUAUGUACUUAAUAAAGAUAUUAUGAAUCAGUAAUGUUUAAUUGAUUUUAAUACCCUAGGUAAUUCAUGUUAAAUAUAUUUGCUUCAUAAUUUAACCUUUAUUUUAACU